UGGAAAACAGAUUUGAAUUCAGCGCCCAAAAACACGUCUAGCCGUAUAGUGAUUGCUCUCGAGACUGGCAGUCAGGUUGUGUCGAGGCAGCUAAUCACCGCCAUUGCUCAGCGAGUGGAAUCUUGCCGCUUGAACGACUCCUCUAUUUGUAUAUUAGCUGACUCCAUUCUAGCAGUUCUUGAUACUACAAUCCUACUUCAGAAGUGUGCCAUUCGGGGGCGACUCGCUACUCUACAUGAAGAAGCUGGCCAAAAAUUUUUGAUCAAAGUAGAUGCUUGGUUUUUAAUUGUCUUCAUUUCAAGUCCCUGCUCUCCUGCGCAGAAAAUGGCUUUGUACUUGCGCAUUGGUCGCUUACUUUUGGACAGUGGUGAUCAUGCGGAGGCGGAACAGUACGUGAAUCGGGCAAGCUUAUUGCAAACCGAAAAAGACUGCGAUUCAUUCAAUGUGGAAUAUAAGGCGAUUUACGCUAGAGUACUCGACGGUCGCCGAAAAUUCACAGAUGCCGCCCAGCGCUACCAUGAGCUAUCACUCGUCGUUGACCUCCCCGAAAGUGAUCAGAAAGCUGCGCUUUCCCGCUCAAUCACCUGUACGAUUCUCGCUGCACCAGGAACUGCUCGUUCUCGGAUGUUGAACACGCUAUUCAAAGAUCCACGUGCUGCUGAGCUACCAUCAUUCUCACUCCUGGAAAAGCUCUACCUGGAUAGACUAAUAAAAGCAGCAGAGUUAGUGGAGUUUGAGAAGGAACUGCAGCCACACCAGCGAACGAAUGAACAUGGUCAAUCCAUUGUCGAAGGAGUAAUUGUUGAGCAUAACAUGACAGCCGUCUCGAGGCUCUACAAUAAUAUCGCAUUGUCCACGCUCGCCGAUUUAUUGGGAAUAUCUGCGGACAAGGUGGCUUUUGACUUUUACUACCGUUUUUCUAUCAGAAGCGUUUCUACCGGUGCUCGAAAUCUGAAACUGUGUUAA
Molecule: messenger RNA, 966 nt
Organism: Haemonchus placei
Lineage: Eukaryota; Metazoa; Nematoda; Chromadorea; Rhabditida; Trichostrongylidae
Source: the annotation of a GenBank genome assembly